Glycine soja is the source of this 543-nucleotide messenger RNA. RefSeq names its product increased DNA methylation 1-like. The record is from RefSeq and is a predicted model, not a curated record. NCBI's taxonomy places the organism in Eukaryota, Viridiplantae, Streptophyta, Magnoliopsida, Fabales, Fabaceae. Gene Ontology annotation, biological process: negative regulation of DNA-templated transcription. Gene Ontology annotation, molecular function: transcription corepressor activity. The coding region runs from base 1 to 477 and encodes 158 amino acids. The transcript is spliced from 4 exons.
AUGUGUUUUUCCACCGAUGUUGAAACUGCCUUUUCUAGUAGUGAAACCAAAAUAGAAGGGACUAAGGAUGGUGAUUUACUUGUUUGCAUUCAAUGUGAACAUAAAUAUCAUGUUGGAUGCUUGAAAUAUAGAGAAAAAUCUGAGUCACGAAGAUAUAUGAAAAAUUGGUUGUGUGGAAAAGAGUGUGAACGGAUAUAUGAAGGACUCCAAAGUCUAUUAGGAAAGCCACUUAUAGUGGGUGCGAACAAUCUAACAUGGACAUCGGUGAAGUUUAUCAACUCUGAAAGUUGUGAUGUUGGUAGUACUAAGAAUGACUUAUUGGCAGAGAAAUACUGCAAACUCAGUGUUGCACUUUUGGUGAUUUCACAAUUUACAGCUCACACAACUCGGAGUGGAGAGGCUAGUCUUGCUUGCUGUUUCUGGUGUGCUAGAAACAUGGACCAAUUCUUUUGGUUUUGCAAAGAUGACAAAUUUUGAGAGGUCACAGUUCUUGGACUCACCUAGUCUGGUUUUAUCUCAGUGGUUACACUCACCUUAGUUACA